Molecule: messenger RNA, 627 nt
Organism: Phaeoacremonium minimum UCRPA7
Lineage: Eukaryota; Fungi; Ascomycota; Sordariomycetes; Togniniales; Togniniaceae
Product: putative nad dependent epimerase protein
Exons: 1
Coding region: 1-627 (208 amino acids)
Source: RefSeq, a predicted model, not a curated record
AUGUGGAUGGAUGCACUGAGAGCGAAGUACGAUGGCGUCGGCAAACCUUUCACAAGCGAAGAUUGGGACCAGUUAUUGGGCAAUUGCCAGGCUGUGUGUGAUUGGCCUGCGGUUGCAUUCGCCAAGGAGCUCAUUGAGGCAUAUCCCGAGGCCAAAGUUGUGCUCACAACCCGCGACGUCGACAGCUGGCACGCUUCUACAAUGAAGACAUUCUACUGGCGUGCGAUGGAGCCAGAGCUGCGGCUCUUGUCAUAUGUCAGCUGGGCUGCCUCCAUGUACAGCCCGAUGAUACAGAAGUUCUUUGAGGGUUUUUUCAAGGGCGACUUUCCUGGACGAGGCAAGGAAGUCUUCUUACGACAUUACGACGAAGUUCGAAGCCUAGUCCCUAAAGAGAAUCUCCUGGAAUUCAAGGUCGCUGAGGGGUGGGAGCCCCUGUGCAAAUUUCUCGGCGAGCGAGUGCCGAAGGGGCAACCGUUCCCCAACAUCAACGACAACCGAAUCUUCGUGUCGAGAUCCCGGUAUCGAAACCGCAUGCAGAUGUUCAAUGUUCUGCUCCGGUUCGUUAUGAUAGCCGCGCUCGGCGGCGCAUGUCUUAUCAUUGCGUGGGCGUUUCUAUUGGGUAACUAG